Messenger RNA from Schistosoma guineensis, 5734 nucleotides. The record is from the annotation of a GenBank genome assembly. NCBI's taxonomy places the organism in Eukaryota, Metazoa, Platyhelminthes, Trematoda, Strigeidida, Schistosomatidae.
CUUGAUUACUAUUUCGUACUACUUAUAUAAUAAAUAAGUAGUUCAUUAUCAUCUCACUUAUUUGGUUGUGUACUGUCCUUUUUAAUUUAAAAUCUUUUUAUUUUCUUUGCUUCAUUAAAUCUAGACACAAAUUGGUUCAUGUAUUAAAGAAGCAUUUCUACAAUUUAUGGUGCAUUUAUUGAAAGAUUAUCGCUUAUGUCUUGUACCUGUUCGUAAUUCUCAAACGGAUAUUAUGUUUAAUAUUGAACAUUUCUUACGAGAAUGCGCUGAUAAGCAUACAAUACCAUUUUAUCGUGCUUUAUUUGAAACACAACAGUGGAAUAAUUUUGUUCGUGAUCGAAUUUACGCUUCAUCACGUGAUGAAGAAUUGGAUUAUUUCGAUAAUCGUAUUGAAUUAUUGCUAGAAAGUGAAUCGAAAUCUCGACCACAUCAUCAUCAACAUCUUCAUCGUUCUCGUAAUAAUAUUAGUUUAACAACUAUGAGUAAUAUAUUCACAAUUAAACGAUCGGCAUCAUCGUCUCAUGAACAACUGAGCAUUGCAAAUAAUCAUAAUAGUAAUAGUAGUAGUAAUAAUCAUCUAAGCUAUGCGGAUCAUAAUAAUCAUUCAGAAGAUCGAUCAGUGUCAAGUAACACAUCGAUCAAAGAUAGAUCGGAUGAAUCGACGGAUUCACAGCUUUCAAGUGAUUUAGGGCUUUUACCUAAUAAUAACAAUCUGUGUAUAACAGUUAUUGGUCCUCCAUGUUGGCCAGUUCCUGAAUUCGUCGACACACCUCAACUGCAACACUUAUUAUGGACAAAAGAACAUUCACUCGGUUUUUUUCCAACUAAUAUUAAUUCUACAUUAUUAGACUUAUUAGCUUCAAGAGCAUUUCUUUUAAAAGCUACUUUGUCAAAUAAUUCUAUAAUCACACCAAUGUUUAAUGUUAAUGAUAACCCUGAUAAUUCCACUCUAAUUACUACAUUGAUAACAUCAGUACCAGAAGAGGUUAAAAAUAAAGAGAAUUGCAUUUCUUCUAAUUCUACCAUCUGUAGUGAUAUGCUUUUAUCACCAACUCCUGUCAACUGUUGGUCAAAAUCCCCAGUAAAUACCAAUAUAUUAGACCAUAAUCCAGAUUCUCGAACACCGACUGGAAUGUCAAUAUUAAUGAUGACAAAACUACAACUUAACACUACUCAAAGAUUUGGCUCAUUAAUGUUAGUAAACAGUCCAUCUCCACUAAUUAUUCGUUCAAAUCGUCCAGAGAAUACGAGUUUAGUUGGUUUGAGUACAAAAUAUUGUUUACCAGUGAAUAAUGCAACUAUUUUAAGGCGUACAUCACAAGAAUUACGAUAUACGCUAAAUCAUUGUAUUAGUAUUUCAGAAACUGAUGAUUAUACGAAAGUCAAGUAUUUAGCAGGAUCUGCCUAUUCAAUUUGGUUUAUGUUAUUACCAGGUUAUCUAUCUUCUGUGUAUAAAUACUAUACAGAUGAAAUUGACAAUAUAAAUCAUUGUGUGAAUAAAACUGAAAUUGUUAAUGAAUAUCAUAAUGUACAACAACAGAGUGGAAGUACAGGGUGUAAAUUAUUCAAUCAUAUUAUUAGUAAUAACGAUAACGAUAAUAAUAAUAAUGGUAAUUAUCUUGAAGGGAUGAAUGUAAUUAAACAAAUUAUAAUACAAUCGCUUGGUGUAUACAAGAGAAUACACGACUAUGAACUUGAAGUUCCUGAUCAGGUUGCUUUACGAAUAUUGUUAGUGUUAUUGUAUCAAAAUCGUAUUGAAGAUUUCGAUUUACUGAAGUUCAUUAAUUCAGUAGACUGGUCAUCAUCGUCAUCUGGAAUUGCGAAUCAUAUUUACAAAGCAUUUGAGAAAGAGCUGAGAGAACACGAAAGAUUGGAAAACGAACGUUUGAUGUCCACAUCUAAACAUCAUAGUCAUCGUCGUUCGGCUUCUGCCGAUACUGAACUGAAUCCAUCUACACAAAUUAAUAGUUCUGAAAAUACAACUGGCGUCAUUGUACCUCAACCGUUUAAUUCAUCUGAUGAUCUUACUGAUCAAGGAUAUUCAACAUUGAAUAUACAUGAAGAUAAGACAAGUUCAGAUCAAGACUGGUCACCUGUUGUUGACCAAUCUACAAAUAUCAACAAUGAUUCGAUGUCAUGUGUUGUUUCAACCGAUGAUAAUCAUCCACUUCCAAUGGAACAACAUCAACGAAUUCAAGAAUUAACAGAAAGUCAUCAAGAAUCAUCUGUUAUUGGUAACGGUGACGACACUUUAUGUCAUCAAAUUUCACAGUCAAAAGAACACAUAACUAGUUGCAGUUCAAAUACUGUCGGCCAAUCUAUACCUUCUUCCAGUUUAAAUUGUCUUCAAACAUCAAGCUUGAGUAAUGUUGAACAAUCAGACCCAACUAUAGUUAUUGGUAAUGAUGAUGAAAAUAAUGUAACACACGUAAGGGAAAACCCUUCAUCAAUAGUGGAGAAUCAUAUUAGUGCUCCUGACACUGUUAAGUCUGUCUCUGCCUCAGCUGACGUUAUUAAUGAUCACAACAAUAGUAGUAGCAGUAGUAAUGAUACCAAUCUCAGUGAUGAUGAUUCAUGCGCAGAUGAUGAUGAAGAUUCUGAAAAUGAACACAUUCAUUACGGAUAUAAUUUACUAUCAUCAGCGCUAUCAAAAAUCAAACGUCCAUUCCUUCAACAUUAUAAUACUUCGCCUGCUACUACUACUACUAUCACUCAUAAUCCGUCGUCGCAUCAUCGUACUCCUUAUUCACAUCAUAGUAGUAUAGAUGUGACUCGAGAUAGUAAACAUUUAUUAUUUUCAAAAUCAUCUAGACAAUCAUUUGAUGAUAAUUCUUCGUCAAUUAAUGUUAUAAGACAAUCAGCGCAUCAUCAAAAUAUUAUGACUAGUAUUCCGACUACCACUACUACCACUUCUGUUACUACUACUAAUGAUAAUUCAAAUUUGACAGCUACACUUGUGGAUAAUAAUAAUAAUAAUAAUAAUAAUAAUAAUAAUAAUAAUAAUAAUAAUAAUAAUAAUAAUAAUAAUAAUGUUGAUAGUGAUGAUGAUGAUGUUGAAGACAACGACGAAGACAAUGAAGAUGCUAAUGCACAGACCAAAGUUUCAGUUGUUCAUAAUGCAUUGAACUUUUUUAAUAGAUCUACAUCGGAUUUUAUCAAUCGUAUCAAUAUGAAUCGAUCUUUAUUAGAUUGGCGUUCUCUUAUUCCAAGUUUAUCCACAAAUCCAACUCCACAAUCAGGAAGACGUGCAACUACUUCAAAUUGUUUUACAGGUUCAAAUUUAACUAAUCAACAUGGAGGUUGUCAUAUUCAACCACAAAAUCAAUAUUAUCCUUUACCACCACAAUAUCAACCACAAAGUGAACGUAUUUCACGUGUUUCAUGGUCUAAACCAUCAUGUAUAGAAAUGAAAAAUACUGAUUCAACUUAUAAUCAAUCUUCUGAUAAUAUCCCAUUUACUAAUACACAUAAACUAUCAGACUCUGGAUAUCUUGUAAAUCCAAUGAAUAGUAGAUUAUUGGAUAUGAAUGAUCAUUAUUAUGACAAUUAUUAUAACAAUAGUAAUGGUAAUUAUCAAUUAACUAGACAAUUUCCACAAGUUAAUAAUGCAUUAAAUAGUGUUUCGUCAAAUCAUUAUGAAUGUGAGUAUCAUUCUUCAGCUAAUCACGUAGAUGACUCAAACUCGCUGAAUGAUAUGUGGAUCAAUGUCGCUGGUCCAUUACUGGUUGGCGAUGUUAAUCGGCGUAUAUCACCUGCCAAUACACGUACAAUACAUUUGCAACAGUCUUUAUACCAACAGUAUAUGUACAAUAGUACAUCACCAUUAUCGGUACCAGCUCCAUCAUUUUAUAUCAAUCAAAAUGAAUCAUCUCAUGUUAUCCCAACACUGAAUAAUACUUAUCAUGGAUUAACAACACCAAAGCAUGAUAAUUCAACCACUUCAAUACCAGUUACAGUAGCAACAAUAACAACUCCAAAUAUUGCUUCACAACAGCUUACUUCGAAUCCAGAUGAUCAUCAAACAACUUCAGUAGUUAGUGAUUCUUGUUUAUUUUCAAAAAUCACUACACCAACUGUCCAAUCACAAUCCCCGCUUCUUAACUAUAGUGAUAACAAUAGUAAUAAAGAAUCAUCACCAUCUUUUUCUUCCACAUCGACAACGAUAUCAGAUGGUAGCCAACUUCCUAACGUUAAUGGAAACAAUAAUAAUAAUAUUAUUACUCAUUUGAAUGUAUUCAUCACAACUUGUUCCACAUGUCCAAAGUGUAAACAUUAUGUUUAUGAUGAAGAGAUAAUGGCUGGUUGGUCUACAGAUGAAAAUGAUUAUAGAACAUUUUGUCCAUUUUGUAAAACUUACUUUAUACCACAAUUGUCAAUACGUAUAUUUGGUGAUACAUCAAAAUUACAACAACGUCAACAGUCAAGAGAACAACACUUACGUACAACUUUUUCUCAGUCGUCGAAUAAUCCGUCCAAUCUUCAGUGUGAUAGAAAUGAUUCAACUGAAUCAAUUCAAUUUAAAUCAUGCACCUCAGCACCAAUGCAAAGUACUUCUAUGGGUCUAAUGGAAAUGACCUUUUCUUAUUUCAGUCCAUUUGUCAUUAGAAAAUCUUUAGAAACUAUUAUUCAAAAUGAAGGUGAUGAAUGUUUACAUUGUCAAUCAAUUCAAUAUUCUUUAUUACAUCGUCAUACUCAAUUAACAUGGAAUUUAGUAUGGUUAAUGUAUCGUUUAGGUUUACCAACAUAUUUAUUAGAUUCAUUACCAUUAUGGAUAAUAAAUUAUCAAAUUGAACAACGUAUUAAAUUUAAAACAAAUCCAUCACAUACUCAUCGUCAUCAUCAUCAUUGUUCACAACAGUGUAAUUGUAAUAAUAAGCAAAUACAUAAUAACCAUUCAAUUAUAUUUACUGAUGCACUUUAUCAAGUUCAUUUAUCCCCCAAUUUACCUGUAUAUAUAUCAUUACGUUGGAAUGCAACACAUCCUGUACGAAGCGUUAUGAGAAAUUCAUUGUAUAAAUAUUGGUCCAAUUUUAGAAAUUCAGAUCAAAAUUCACCUUGGUCUUUGGUUAGAGUGACUAGUUCACAAGAUACUUUGAAUCAACAAACUAUAAAUAGUAAUGGGAAUAGUUGUUGUUCAAUUCAUGCAACUAUUGAUCAGUUGAUUAAUGCUAUUAAAAAUGAUAAUAUGCGAUUUGCUGUAGAAUAUCUCAUACAAAUACGUGCACAUCUACAAUUUAAUUCUUCAUUACCAUUAACUAUUACACAAUCACGUACAACAUUUUCACCGCCACCACCAUCAUCAUCACCAUUAACAACAAUCGGAGCAACAACUUCACCAUCAUCAAUACAAACACAAACAUCAGAAUUAUCAUCUGAAAUAAAUAAAAACCAAUUGAAUUCAAACAAUACAAAUCAUGUUCAAUUACAAUCUACAGUAGAGAUAGGAGAUUUUAAAAUGAGACGAAAUAAAUUAAAUCAGCAAAAUCGAUGUGGUAAUAUUGAAUGUUAUGCAGCAUGUUUGGAAAAUUCACUUUAUCGUGAAUUAUUAUUUCUAAUUGUACAAGCAUUGUCACGAACAUCGUUGGAUCUAAUGUCAUUCGACGAAAAAUAUGAUAUAGUUUAUCGAUCAUUCAGAAACUCUGGUUGUACAUUUCUAACUGAUUUUGACCAAUCACCAACCUUGAUAGCUUCAAUUUGUCGUCAAAUGCUACGCCCGUUAACAUUGAGACCAUAA